This is a messenger RNA of Culex quinquefasciatus (southern house mosquito), 1440 nucleotides long. RefSeq names its product trypsin-1. Gene Ontology annotation, biological process: proteolysis. Bases 412 to 1407 code for a protein of 331 amino acids. The transcript is spliced from 4 exons. Lineage: Eukaryota; Metazoa; Arthropoda; Insecta; Diptera; Culicidae. The record is from RefSeq and is a predicted model, not a curated record. Gene Ontology annotation, molecular function: serine-type endopeptidase activity.
UCGCGGUGGUUCAGCGCGCUCAGAAUUACCGAUUGCGAUUUAGUAGCGGGACACAUUGCGACGAGACUAGACCUGGAGACCCCCACCUGGACUAAAUCGGGUCGCCUUCGGUCACCGUUCUAGCUUGAAAUCGUCCAAAUUUAAGUCUGCGCGAAGUGAAAACGAAACUUUUAACGACAUUCUUAUGAGUCAGUUUGUGCCCGAAUUGGACACCAGACAAUGAAUUAGUAUUCGUAGUGGCAGUUGUGACCACUAUUUUCGGUGCAAUUAAAAUGGUGAAAGUGCUGUGAUUAAGUGGAAAAAAAUCCAUGUUUUAAUUUCAGUCCGGUGGUUGAACAGUACAGGUGUGAAAUUCCGAGCGUUAGUGUAACAUACUUUGUGAUACCGAGCAGUGCAAUCAACUCAAGAAGAAUGAAGUUCUUAGCUUCGAACCUGGCGAUCAGUUCAGCGCUGCUGCUUAUUCUGGGCUGCAUCCUGGUUGGAAUCAGUGCCCAUACAGCACACGAAAUCCAUACCCGACCCAGACAAGCCCCAACUGAACGAAAUCCAUUCCUCGAGUGGUUGGCAAGUUUGAUUGGUACCACUACGACCACUGCAGCCCCUCCACUAACACCAGCCACCAACUGUGCCUCCUGCAAAUGUGGUCGUACCAACAAGGCGACCCGAAUCGUGGGCGGAACGGAAACCGCAGUCAACCAGUAUCCCUGGAUGACGAUGUUACAGUACGGUGGGACGUUCUACUGCGGUGGAUCGUUGAUAUCCGAUCGGCAUGUCCUGACGGCGGCCCAUUGUGUACACGGAUUCAACGCGUCCAAGAUCAGCGUGGUGCUGCUGGAUCACGACCGCUCGAGUACGACUGAAGCGGAAACGAUUACCGGUAAGGUGUCCCGCGUGAUUAAGCACAACGGAUACAACUCGAACAACUACAACAGUGAUAUUGCCGUGUUGGUUUUGCAGAAGCCAGUUAGCUUCAACGAGAAACUAAGACCCGUGUGCUUGCCAGAUAUGAAGAAGUCUUUUACCGGAUACGAUGGACUAGUGACGGGAUGGGGCGCAACCUCGGAAAACGGUCAGGUCUCGGUGAAUCUACAGGAAGUCAUGGUACCGAUCAUGUCCAACGCUGAUUGUAAAAAGUCUGGAUAUGGAGAUAAGCGAAUCACGGAUAAUAUGCUGUGCGCAGGAUUUGCAGAGGGCAAGAAGGACUCUUGCCAAGGUGACAGUGGUGGUCCACUACAUAUUAUCAACAAGGAGAAAGCGGCGGAAAACAUUCACCAGAUUGCCGGAAUCGUAUCCUGGGGUGAAGGUUGUGCAAAACCCAAUUAUCCUGGAGUUUAUACCCGAGUAAAUCGGUACAGAACGUGGCUUAUGUCGAACACGGUGGAUGGUUGUUACUGUUCGGAGGACUGAUUAAUACACGGGGAAAAUAAAAAUGGGAUGGAA